AUGCAGGGACAAAGUUCGUAAGAUUGGAAGACAAAAAAAGUAGAUAGUUUUGUAGUUGUGAAUAUGAAAUUGGGAAAGGGACAAUUCGGAACAGUAUAUCGUGGUCAUUAUAAGGAUGAUCAAACUAAGCAAGUAGCAAUCAAGACUAUCCCCAUGCAUAAUAGUGAACAAUUGCAGUAACAUAUCAAAAGAGAGAUUGCUAUUCUCACAAAAAUAGAUCAUCCCAAUAUUGUGAAAUUGAUCCAUGUUACAAAGACCUCCUCCAAUUUGUAUAUGAUCUUAGAAUUCUGCAAGGAUGGAGACUUGGCCGAAUAUCUAAACAAGAAGUAAGAUAAGCGAUUAUCCGAAUUGGAGGCCGUCAUCUUCUUUAAACAUGUCAUUAAAGGAUUCCAGAUCCUGCACCAAGAGAAAGUAAUCCAUCGAGACAUCAAACCUUCAAACAUCCUUUUGAAUGAUGGGGUAGCCAAAAUUGCUGAUUUUGGAUUCGCAAGAAUUAUUGAAUCUGAAAUUGAUAAAAUGAACCUCAGUCGAGUUGGCUCUCCCAUAUACAUGGCUCCUUAAAUUUUGGAAGGAACCUAUUUCACUUCCAAAUGUGAUAUAUGGUCUAUAGGAGUUAUGUUUUAUGAAUUGCUUUAUGGAGUAACUCCUUGGAUCGCCAAUGGACAAUGCGAAUUAUUAGAAAAAAUUACAACUUAACCUCUUUAAUUUCCAGAGAUUCCUGUUAGAAGUUAGAAAGUCAAGAAUCUAUUAAAAUGUAUGUUGACUGUGAAUGAGGCUGAUCGCAUCAACUGGGAAGACCUGUUUACGAAUGAGAUCAUUGUCAUCGAUGAAAAACAAAUUCAUUACAAUAUGCAAUAGAUGGAAAAAGAAAAGGAUCGAUUAAUGAGAUCGAUAAGUCUCAAUAAAAUUUAUAUCAAUCAAAACUUGAUUCUUGGAUACAUGAAGGAUGUAAACAAAAUUGAAGAAGAGCAAUUUGAUGCUAAGUAAGGCAUUCAAUAAGCGACCUAUACUGACAUCUUCUAACAAUAUAAUGCCGAGUCUGAAGAGGCAAAAACCAUCCAAAAAUUAAACACCAUUUGCAAAUACGAAAGAAACUUGGCAUUCUUUUACAGUUUCCUCAUCCAAGGCUUGUUUUCUAUGUUGUAACAAAAGGUUAUGCCCAUAUCCAUAGAGUUAUGCUUCCAGCUUAUUUUUUGUAUCUCCAAAAAUCAACUUAUUAAAAUGGAGGAACUCUAUAGAGAAAUAAGCAAGUCUCGAAAUCCAGAGUAUGAAAUCUAUAUGAGAUCUUAAGAAUUUAAAUAGAUGUGCAAACAUCUCUCUAUGGAUAUUGAUCAAGCCAUGAAAUUUUUUGUUGAAAUUUUAAGGAAAUGUUUGAGCCUUCAAAAUCAAGCCAAAUAAAUUGUCCUCAACGAACAAACUAAAGAAUUCUAUUAAUAAUAUUUAAGCAUCUUAGAUAACAAUUUGAACUUGACUGAUCAAUUUUAAUAAGUUUAUUAUGGAACAGUAAAAUUGGUCUUGGACAAGCUGACUUCUGAAACAGUAGAAUUAAUGAAGCUAAAGUUCUAUUUAAACAUUUGUUUGAAUCCCAAGAUGAUUUUUACAGAUUACAAUUAUGACUUUAGUAAGUUUUAUGAGGAAAUUCAAUAUGCCACAGUUGAUGAUUGGAAAAAAGCCCUUAAAAAGUUCAAUUGA
Paramecium tetraurelia is the source of this 1692-nucleotide messenger RNA. RefSeq lists its product as uncharacterized. Gene Ontology annotation, biological process: protein autophosphorylation; autophagy; peptidyl-serine phosphorylation. Gene Ontology annotation, cellular component: autophagosome; cytoplasm. Gene Ontology annotation, molecular function: protein serine/threonine kinase activity; ATP binding. Lineage: Eukaryota; Ciliophora; Oligohymenophorea; Peniculida; Parameciidae. The transcript has 2 exons. The record is from RefSeq and is a predicted model, not a curated record.